Messenger RNA from Neltuma alba, 745 nucleotides. RefSeq lists its product as uncharacterized. Bases 92 to 634 code for a protein of 180 amino acids. NCBI's taxonomy places the organism in Eukaryota, Viridiplantae, Streptophyta, Magnoliopsida, Fabales, Fabaceae. The record is from RefSeq and is a predicted model, not a curated record. The transcript is spliced from 5 exons.
AAAGACCUCGGUGGGAGCGCAUCAUUAGCAUAAACCCUAGACGGUGUUCCCGGAGAUUCAAAGGAGAGGGAAACUGGAAGUAGAAUCAGAUAUGUCGGACAGAGAAGACGAGAAUGACGCGCCCGAGGAGUUUACAGCCGACCAGGGCGCACAACAGGAAGAGGAAAUAAGGAAAAUUCAGAAAGAAAGUAAAGUGAGGGUUGGUCGUGAAAAAAAAGAACGUAGGAGAAAAUUGGCUCAGAGGUUAACCCCCGACCGCCCAAAAAAGGGAAAAGACUCCCAGGAUGUAUCAGAAACCGAAACUGAGCAAGCAUCAACAGAAGAUGCAGGAUUUCUUCCGGACAGCAUUGUCCAGAUGAUUGCAGCGAGGGAGAAACAGGUUCUCUUAUCAGGCUCGGAUGAUGAAGAUAAAGUUGAGCCUACUUCAAGGAAGAAAAAGUCGACGAAAACACGCUUGGAUGAUGAAGAUGGUCCUGUCAUUUUGGACGACAUUGGGCCCCCUCCAUGUUUACAGAAGUCCUUAGAAUUCUUGAAGAGAAGGAAAAUGGAGGUUCCGAGAUCAUCGUCAGUUUUGAACAAUUCCAACCGAGCAUUACGUCUGCUAACUGGCUCAGGUGUUCUGGGUCGAAACUGAGGACUUGUUAUCAUCUGUUUUCUAUCAUAAUUCUUAUCCGCAAUUGUCAUUUCUCUUUUGCAAUGCUAUUAUCGAUAUUGAAUAGAAAGAGGCGAAUAUAUUUUCUCGAAA